Messenger RNA from Populus trichocarpa (black cottonwood), 2148 nucleotides. Its product is annotated as disease resistance RPP8-like protein 3. The record is from RefSeq and is a predicted model, not a curated record. The transcript has a single exon. NCBI's taxonomy places the organism in Eukaryota, Viridiplantae, Streptophyta, Magnoliopsida, Malpighiales, Salicaceae. The coding region runs from base 1134 to 1901 and encodes 255 amino acids.
UGUAAACGCUGGGGAAACAAUAAAGAACGCAUUUCCUGAUUGUAACUGUGGUAGUAGAAUUAUCUUCACUACACGUUUAAGUAACUUGGCUGAAUCUAUAGAGAACACUAGUCAUGUUUAUGAACUCCAACCUUUACCAGAAAAUGAAGCUUGGACCCUCUUUUGUAUGAAAGCCUUUAGAGGGGAACAUAAGGCUGUAUGCCCUCCAGAACUGGAAGAGAUGUCUCGAAAUAUCUUAAAGAAGUGUGAGGGACUGCCACUUGCAAUGGUAGCAAUAGGAGGCCUACUGUCGAAGAAGAAAAAUGGAGGUUUAGAAUGGAAGAAAGUCCAUGACUGCCUGGCUACAGAAUUGAAAAGUAACGACGACCUUGGGAGUCUACGUAGAACACUUCAACUAAGUUAUGAUAAUCUUCCUUACUACCUCAAACAGUGUUAUUUGUAUUUAAGUGUUUUUCCAGAGGAUUAUUUGAUAAAAAGAAUGAAGUUGAUCCGGCUAUGGAUAGUUGAAAGGUUUGUGGAAGAGAAGCAAGGCUUUACAAUGGAGGAAGCAGCAGAGGAAUACCUUAAUGAACUCGUGAAUAGGAGUUUGAUCCAAUUGGUGGAGAUGAGUUAUUUUAACAGGGUCAAGACAUGUCGUGUUCAUGAUCUAAUGCGAGAAAUCAUUCAAAUGAAAUCCAGGGAACAAUCUUUUGUUAUGAUAGCAAACGGAACAAGAAUCAGCAAGAAUGAGAAAGUUCGGCGUCUAUCAAUCCAUGAAAACUCCGAGGAAGUUCAAUCAGAUAUGAUAUUUCCUUAUCUGUGGUCUUUGUUGUCAUUUUCUUCGCAUCAUCCUUUUGAGCAUGGUCUUCGCAAUUACAAGCCGUUAAGAGUAUUGAAUUUAGAUCGUGCUCCCCUUCCCAGCUUCCUACCUGAAUUGGCUGAACUGAUUCAUUUGAGAUAUUUGAGUUUGAGAUCGACCAUGAUAAGGGAGCUUCCAGAGUCCAUAAGGAAGCUGAAGUACUUGGAAAUACUUGAUUUGAAAAGGAAUCAUGUAUCUUCUUUGCCUGCUGGGAUCACACAACUGACAUGUCUUUGCCAGCUCCGAAACUAUCGACAGUUUCCAGUCCAUAUUGUUCUUCCCAGACAUUCAUGGAAUGAGAGUUCCAUCAGGAAUAGGAAGAUUGACUAGCCAGCAGAAAUUGGGAAGCGUUGAUGUGAAUGAAGAUUAUGAGUUAGACAGGGAGUUGGGAAGGCUAACUCGGUUGAGAAGGCUGGGCAUUUUAAAGCUAAGAGAAGAGCAGGGAAUGGAUCUCUGUUAUACUUUGGACAGGUUGAAACACCUUACUGCUUUGUAUCUUGUUUCACUAAACAAAACUGAAUUCUUACAAUUUGACUCUCUUUCAUCUCCUCCAAAAUAUCUCCAACGACCAUAUCUCAAAUGUAGUCUUCCAGCUUUACCAGGAUGGAUAACUUCACUCAAGUAUAUUUCCAAGCUAGUGCUUCAAUAUUCUAAUUUGGAAAGUGAUCCUCUCAAGGCCCUCCAGAAAUUGCCUAGUUUGAUGCUUGAACUCCGUCAAGCUUAUGCAGGGGAAGAACUGUGCUGUGAUCCUAGUGGAUUUUCAAAGCUGAAGAGGAUAGGUCUCCAUGAACUCGAGAGAUUGCAGCGCAUCAGAAUAGCAAAAGGAUCAAUGCCUGGGUUAGAAAGGCUAGACAUCACAGCAUGCACGGUGCUAGAAACUGUGCCGGAUGGGAUUGAAAACCUGAAGAAUAUAGAAGACCUGGUUCUGUGGCAUAUGCCUUCAACAUUCAUCAAGACAAUAGAGAGGUACCGCGGUGAAGAUUUCUGGAGAGUUCAACAUAUCACAACAAUCACCCGUAUCUACAAGAGCCAGGGGAGAUGGGUCCCUGAAACUCUUCUGUAAUUAGAGGGGUAAAAUACGGAGAGGACUGCAGUUUCUGGAAAAUCAUGAUCCCUGCCAAGUUCCUCAGGUCUGUACAGACGUUUCAUCAUGUAAUGCUGAGCCUCAGAAAAUCGAAAACUGCUGCUCUUCCCUCCUCUUCUCUGCUCCUUUGUCUCUGUUCCGCUGUUGUUGAAUCUUCCAACCUGCUAUCUUGCCCAUGUUUGUCACCCCUAAAUUUUGGACACCGUCAAUUUCUAGACAUCAAUAC